Helianthus annuus (common sunflower) is the source of this 4680-nucleotide messenger RNA. RefSeq lists its product as uncharacterized. Gene Ontology annotation, molecular function: DNA helicase activity. Lineage: Eukaryota; Viridiplantae; Streptophyta; Magnoliopsida; Asterales; Asteraceae. Bases 1 to 4680 code for a protein of 1559 amino acids. The transcript has 12 exons. The record is from RefSeq and is a predicted model, not a curated record. Gene Ontology annotation, biological process: DNA repair; telomere maintenance.
AUGUCUAAAAGAAAAAACGAGUUUUCAUCUGAAUCUUACAACAAAGGAAAAGAAAACAUUUCUAACGGUGUUCCAGCCAUCUUAAAUACGAAUGCAUCUACAAAUAUUACAACUGGUCAUACAAAUGUUCGUAGAGGUAGAAGGCCAUUAUCGACAAUUACUAAUGUUGUUGUUCCCACUAUAACACAAGAUCAGGCAAGACAUAGUCGAAAAAUUAGGAAAGUAUUAUUGGAUAACAAAAGAUCAAAAUUAGAUGGAUGUCCAUCAAAUGUUGACCAUACAAUGGUCAUAACAACUGAUUCGAUACCCUCUCCUUCUAUUCCGACCAUUACCCAAAAAUUAUCUGCUUUAUCUGCAGAUAACAGCCGCUUUAGGGAAGUAAAUUUGGAGAAUACAACAUCUCCUCUGAGAAAUAGUAUAUCAUAUUCCAAUAGGAGUAUACAUCGCUCUCCUGAUAUAGAAGCAACUCCAAAUGUCAUUACUAAUCGUACUGCAUCAUUCAUGGGAACAAGCAAUUUAAGUUGUGUUACGAACAACGGUACACCACCAGCAGACGCUACUCCCGGUCAUAUUGCUAGCAACAUUACGUCAUUUAGUGGCACCUCCGGUAUUCUUCAAAAUUCUUCUUUUGAAAGGUUGUCAUCCGGUAAACGUAAGUUAAUUGGUAGGCCACGAAUUACUUCUCCAAUACCAAUUAUUGACUUUACCACAGAGCAAAUUGUGGUUCAAGAUCCCUUGAAAGGUGUUUCAAAAGAUUAUUUGGACCAUGGUGACCAAUGCGUUACUUGUGAAGUAUGUAAUGCAAAGUUGUGGAAUGCAGAAAAAGGAAAAGGAAGAAAAAAGGAUGGAAAAGUUUGUUAUUUCAUUUGUUGUUCUUAUGGCAUAGUAGAGCUUCCAGAUUACAAAGAUGCAAGAGGAAGUUAUCGGAUUCUGUUUACUAACAAUGGUGAUGAAAGCAAGCACUUUUUGAAAAAUAUUCGCCGUUACAAUUCUAUGUUUGCAUUUACUUCAAUGGGUGGUAAGGUUGAUUCGACGGUUAACAGAGGCAAUGGUCCUUUUUGCUUUAGAAUUAGCGGCGAGAAUUAUCAUACAAUUGGAAGUCUUAUGCCAAUCAACGGAGCUCAACCAAAAUUUUGCCAACUAUACAUAUAUGAUACUGAAAACGAAAUUUCAAACAGGCAAUCGAUAUUUAGGGGUUCAGAUGGUGCGUCUUCUUCUUCAUCGGCAAAUGUUGAUAUUAAAUUGAUCGAACAUAUAAAGGAUGUACUAGACAAUGACAACGAGUUGGUCAAAACUUAUAGAAGAGUUAGGGAUUCCUUCCAAGACAACCCUAAUGUAAAUGUGAAGCUUCGAAUAAUUGGAGCAAGAGAAAAAGAUGGUCGCACGUAUAACUUACCAACGGCUGGUGAGAUCGCUGCUCUUAUUGUUGGUGAUAUCGAAAAUGUGGUUGACAAUAGAGAUAUUAUAGUUGAGACUCGAACAGGUGAACUAAAAAGAAUUAGUGAGUUGCAUCCAUCAUAUCUUGCACUACAAUAUCCGAUUCUAUUUCCGUACGGAGAUGAUGGCUACAGAAUUGAUAUCCCUCAUAGAGGUGUUGUUGAUGUUGUUAAUAAAACACGUCCAAAGUGUACUAUGAGAGAGUUCUUUGCCUAUCGUAUCCAGGAUCGUAUAAAUCAGUUUUCAUUAAUCCUUAAUUCUAAGAGGCUUUUCCAGCAGUUCCUGGUUGACGCAUAUACUAUGAUAGAGAGCGAGAGACUUAGGUACAUACGAUAUCAACAAAAAGAUCUUAGGUCCGACACAUAUGAAAGUCUCCGUAAAUUACGAAGUAAAGGUCAAGAUGAUAUAUCUAAAGCUGGAAAACGCAUUUUUUUGCCGUCUUCUUUUACUGGUGGAGCACGAUAUAUGAUGCAAAACUAUUUAGACGCUAUGGCUCUGUGUAAGUGCUUUGGUUAUCCAGAUUAUUUUAUUACCAUAACAUGCAAUCCAAAAUGGCCAGAAGUUCAACGGUUUCUCAAAGACACCAAUCUUAGUCCGGAAGAUAGGCCUGAUAUCCUGUCUAGACUCUUCAAAAUAAAACUCGAUUCUAUCUGCAAAGAUUUAAAAAAGAAUCAUCUAUUAGACAAAGCGUCAGCAGUUGUUUACACUAUCGAGUUCCAAAAACGUGGUUUGCCUCAUGCACAUUUAUGCUUAUUCAUGGAACCUGAAUUCAAAUUACCUACUGUGGACCAUGUUGAUUCAUUUAUAUCUGCUGAAAUUCCAAACAGAGAAGAAGAUCCAGAAUUAUUCAUCCUGGUGAAAGAGUAUAUGAUACAUGGUCCAUGUGGUAAUGCUAGGUUGAGCUCUCCAUGUAUGGUAGAUAUGAAGUGUUCAAAAGGCUUUCCAAAAAAGUUUCAAGAUCAUACAACACUUGAUUCAAAUGGGUUUCCAUUAUACAGAAGGAGAAACAAUGGUUCUUCUGUUGUGAAAAAUAAAAUUGAGCUUGAUAACAGGAGUGUGGUUCCUUAUAACAAAAAAUUAUUGAAAAGAUAUCAAGCUCAUAUCAACGUUGAAUGGUGCAAUCAAGUCGCGUCUAUAAAAUAUCUUUUUAAAUACAUCAAUAAAGGUCCUGAUCGAGCCACUAUAGCUGUUGCGCGUGGUGAUAGUCAACCGGAAGAGCAACCACAAGACGAGAUCAAAGAGUAUUACGAUUGCCGCUAUAUAUCAGCUUGCGAAGCAUCUUGGAGGAUAUUUGCUAAUGAGCUUGACAAGCGAGUAUGGGAACCAAGAAAAGGGAAAAAAUCAAUUGGCAGGAUUCAUUCCGUAUCUCCAACUUUAGGUGAAGCGUAUUUCUUGAGAAUUCUUCUUAACAAGGUUAGAGGACCAACAUCGUUUGACGACAUUAAAACAGUUAAUGGUAAAGUUUACGAUACAUACAGAGAUGCUUGCUACGCACUUGGCCUUUUAGAUGAUGAUUCAGAAUAUGUAGAGGCAAUAAAAGAAGCAAAUUUAACUGGAAGCGCUUCAUACAUUCGCAAUUUAUUUUCUACGAUGUUGUUAUCCGGUAGUCUUUCUAGACCUGAGGUUGUUUGGGAAACUUCGUGGAGAUACAUGGCGGACGAUUUUGUUUACAGAUUAGCAAAAUACCAUCGAGUGACAGCGUUAUCAAUUCCGGAUCACCAACUGAAGAACUAUGUGUUGGUCGAAAUUGAAAAGUUUUUAUUGCGAAAUAAUUCUUCUUUGCGAAGAUUUGAAUCAAUGCCAUAUCCAGAUAUGUCGUCUUCAGAGAUUAUGGCAGCAGUAAACAGUGAUAACGGUCAGAUUUUUUUCCUUUAUGGCUAUGGCGGAACAGGUAAAACUUUUCUAUGGAAAACAUUGUCCGCUGCAAUUAGAUCAAGAGGUCAAAUCGUGUUAAAUGUGGCUUCCAGUGGAAUUGCAUCGUUGUUGUUAGAUGGUGGCAGGACUGCACAUUCCAGGUUUAGCAUACCGUUGAAUCUUACUGAAGAUUCUGUAUGCCAUAUAAAACCAGAAAGUGAUUUGGCUAAAUUACUUCACGAGACUAAAUUGAUAAUUUGGGAUGAAGCACCUAUGGUUCACAAACAUGCAUUUGAAGCGCUCGACAGAACAAUGAAUGACGUUUUCAACAUUGACACAUCUCUAAAUUCUGAAAUCCGCUUUGGAGGUAAAGUUAUUGUUUUUGGAGGGGAUUUUAGACAAAUAUUACCUGUUGUUCCAAAUGGUGGCAGACAAGAGAUUGUUAAUGCCUCCUUAUGUUCGUCUUAUUUGUGGAGUAAAUGUAAAUUGCUAAGACUAACUAGAAACAUGAGGUUAACGGUUGGAAGAUCUACGGCUGAUGUUGAUGAAAUAAAUAGUUUUGGCAAAUGGCUUUUGGAUUUGGGUGAGGGUAACGUUGGUGGUCCAAAUGAUGGAGAAGCAACUAUUGAAAUACCACGAGAUCUUUUGAUUACUGAUCCAUCUGAUCCAAUUGGAAGUUUAAUUGAUUUUGUUUAUCCAUCAAUCUUGGAAAACGUAGACGCCCAUAACUAUUUUAGUGACCGGGCCAUACUUGCACCUAAAAAUGAAGUUGUUCAUGAGAUUAAUGACAGGUUGCUAGCAAUGUUUCCUGGUGAAGAAAAAGAGUAUCUUAGUUCUGACAGUCUUUGUCCGUCUGAAGAUGUAAAUUCUACACAACAAAGACUUUACUCUCCAGAUGUGCUCAAUGGUCUUAAAAUAUCUGGCCUACCUAAUCAUAGGUUAGUCCUUAAAGUUGGUGUUCCAGUCAUGUUAUUAAGAAAUAUUGAUCAACGGAAUGGAUUGUGCAAUGGUACAAGGCUACAAGUAAAGAAGCUGCACAACCGUGUAAUAGAAGCAGAGAUAAUAUCUGGUUCAAAUAUUGGUACUUGCACAUAUAUCCCUCGAUUAAACUUGAUACCUUCUGAUAAAAAGAUUCCUUUCUCUUUUCAAAGAAGACAAUUUCCAUUGGCCGUAUGUUUUGCAAUGACCAUCAACAAAAGUCAAGGUCAAUCUCUUUCAAGAGUAGGUUUGUACCUCAAACAACCAGUCUUCUCUCAUGGUCAGUUGUAUGUUGCCUUAUCAAGGGUGAAAACAAGAAAUGGUGUGAAGAUACUCAUACUUGACAACAAUGGAAAACCUACGGAAAAAACAACUAAUGUGGUGUAUAAAGAGAUAUUCAACGAUUUGUGA